AUGUUGUUUCAUAUCGUUCUUGCGGACCAAGAUGCGUGGUUUUCAACUUUGCACAUCACGGCACUCAAUACUGCCCAUACUCUUGCAGAAGCAAGCCAGAGAAUCAAGUAUAAGGAUAUAGAUAAGCACUUGUACAAACCUGAUUCUUAUACCAAUGUCGUGCGAAAUUUGUCCGGCCUCUUCUUUGUCAUCAGAGAGGAUUACGUUUAUUUCAUCCACCCAACCGCCCGAGAGUUUCUAUUGAUCAAUAAUGGCAGUUCUGACCGUCGAGCUAACCACCAAUGGAAAGGUAGGGUGAACAUGGAAUAUGCUCAUGGCUUGAUGUGGAGCAUUUGUCUUUCAUUUUUACCGCUUUGUCCCGAUCAUUUGGUAGAGACAGUGACCAAGGCAGUCGAACCAUGGACUGCGAAACAGCCAGAGAAGGAAACGAAAGUGCUCAAGCGGCUGAAUUAUCCAUUGUGCAUGCAAGAACGUAUUGCGUGAGAACUUGGAGUCAGUGUGUCAGUACAUCCCCGAGGACUUGAUACCUCCUGACACCAAUUUGCCCUCAGACAGAAGGCGUCAAGAACUCUGUGCAGUGAUUGCCUAUGGCCUUGAUUCAGUGUUCUCUCACAUACUUCGACAUGAAAAGCUCACUUAUGAUGAAUUGAUUUAUGGUUUACAAUUAGCCUGUUAUCGUGUAUGACCACAAUUGGUUCAGACACUCAUUGAAC
This is a messenger RNA of Talaromyces stipitatus ATCC 10500, 713 nucleotides long. RefSeq lists its product as uncharacterized. Bases 1 to 483 code for a protein of 160 amino acids. The transcript has 2 exons. The record is from RefSeq and is a predicted model, not a curated record. NCBI's taxonomy places the organism in Eukaryota, Fungi, Ascomycota, Eurotiomycetes, Eurotiales, Trichocomaceae.